AUGACGACUGGUCUCCAGUACUACCAUAAUGGAGCAUUCAAGACCUUCCCACUACCAAGUGGGAAUGGCACCUUCGUGCUCAGCAAUUACAACAACGACUUCACCUGGGUUGAUUCGGGUGCCGUAGUACCCGAUCAGCCUGAGGAGUUCACCACGCUCGACAACUCGUACUUCAAAGACAGCAACAGCCAGGCGAUCACCAUUGCCACCAGAGGAACGAUUCCGUACUUUGUCAACAAUAGCACAUUCGGCGGACUCGAUCUGCCGGGUAGUGGCAAGUACUUGCUGAACAUAGAGGACGAUGGUGAGCCUUCAUUCUCGACAUUCAGUAAGUCUACGAUCAGCACGGAAUUAGGUUUCGGCAACACGUCGAACAACUCACAUACAAACCUAUUCCUGCCAGAUCAGUCCGGGACGUACAUCUUGAAAGCAACGGACGCUGGUGCUUUUGGAAAUACCUACGAAUUCAGCGAAUUGAAUGCCGUAGGACUGUUCCACGAAGCUCUCGGGGUAGAGUCAACGAACCUGAGUAUUAUUGCUUACAAGGGCAAUAGUGCAUUCGGUGUGGAUGUGCCUGCGAUGAAUAGCUCCUCAGGCUACUUCGUCUUCAAGAACGAAAAAAAUACUGAACUACCCACGACGAGCAUCCUUAACUCCACAGUAAUCUACCAGGACAUCCUCGGUUGCACUAACACGGAACGCUGCCUUGUGUACAACGAUGGAUCGAGUGUGAGCAAGUUGACCGUGCCGACUACAGCAGGAUCAUACGUCUUGAACGUUAGUAGCAGUGGAGUAUCCUUUUCAACACCACCUGCCAAGUUCUCCAAGACGUUCACGUACUCUUGGUCUGGUAGUGGUCAUAGCGUCGUAUCCGAGACACUCGGAUCAGACAAUUCGAACUUGACGGAAGAUCUCACGUUAUCUUCGAACAGCAAGUACCUGGUCACGAUCGAUUUGAGUCUCAAGUGUGGUAACUACGAGCAGGCACUCGUAGGCUUUACAAGCACACCGACCUUGGCAAUCACUACGUUUCGAGCAACGUUGCUGAAGACAACACUUGACAACCCGACCCCAACAAUGAACGUCUCUGGCACAUCUAUAUUUUCACCGUUAAAAGAUGGUGGAUUACAACUCGUUGUGUCACGCAGUGGUGAUACAACCAUCUCGCACUUAUACUCGAACUUCCAAGUAACCAUCGUCGAACUUUAG
Molecule: messenger RNA, 1209 nt
Organism: Blastocystis hominis
Lineage: Eukaryota; Bigyra; Opalinata; Blastocystidae
Exons: 2
Coding region: 1-1209 (402 amino acids)
Source: RefSeq, a predicted model, not a curated record